UUUUCACACUUUCAACACCUACGGGGGUCGAAUCUUUUUUUUUUCUCUCUCUCUCUCUCUUCCCCCCCUCCCCCGACCAUGGCUGCUGUAACAAGCCCGGAGACGAGCCCUCAACCCCGGGUGUAUUUCCAAACGCCGGCCGGCACCACGGAGGAACCGGAGACCCCCGUGAGGAAGCAGGGACGCGUAACCGUCAAAUACGACCGCAAGGAGCUGAGGAAGAGACUGAACCUGGAGGAGUGGAUUAUCGACCAGCUCACGGACCUCUACGACUGUGAGGAGGAGGCCAUCCCUGAGCUGGAGAUAGAUGUGGACGAGCUGCUUGAUAUGCCCAGUGAUGUUGAGCGGGCAGCCAGGGUCAAGGACCUACUGGUUGACUGUUUUAAACCUACUGAGGACUUCGUGUCAGAGCUGCUCGACAAGAUCCGAGGGAUGCAGAAGCUCUCCACGCCUCAGAAGAAAUGAUGGCCUCCCUCCUCUUCCUUCUCCUCCUCCUCCUCCUUCUCCUCCUUCCCAAGAUCCUCCCCUCCACCUCAGCCUCUCGUCUUCCUGCCGCACUUUCUUUUUUUUUUUUUUUAAGGGGGUUUUCUGACAUUCAAGAUCUUCUUGCGAAACAUCUUGUUACACUCGUUGUUGUCAGACCCUUUUCUUAGUCUCUCCUCUUUCAAUAUUCUUCUCUUGUUGCCUGGAUCCAGCCCUUUUUAAAUUGCUGUAAUCUUUAGUUUGAGUUAAAGCGAAGUAAAGAAUGCAUAAUAACCAGGCGAGAACAACCACAAGCAAAUUAUUGGUCUCGAUUCAGGCGCUCUCCUUCCCUCUCUUGUUUCCCUCCUGCCUCCUUCACCCCUUUGUUUUUUGCCUUACUCCUCUUCCUUGUCCAGCUCGUUUUCUUCCUCCCACCCCGCUGCGUACCACCCUCCGUCUGUCUGAGGAGGGAGAGAAAAGGAGACGAGAUGAGCCCUGUAAUUACUGAGCGGGAAGAGGAACAAGAGAGGAAAUCCUGAAACCUCUUAGAAAGGAACGAAGGAGACACAACCAAUCGGAUUGAAGGAGGGCCUAAUCACUGCUAGUAUCUCAAUAUCUCAACCAAUGAGGCUCCUCGUUUUGUUAUUUUGUGAGUUGUACAUGAUCCAGCUACCAACACGGAUUCUUUUGAUAUUUUCUCAUCAGUUUGAGGGCACAGGGACAUUAACUUGACUAGUUUUUCGACUUUUUGGGGGUCCGUACAGUCUUUUCAGAUCACUCCCCCCCCCCGCCCCCGUAAUCAGAGGCAUUUUCCUACAGUGGUGCAUUUUCAGACUGUCUUUUCCUUGUGUGUGCAUUUUUCUUUUCUUUUUUGAAAAUCUGCACUAUGUCAUUUUGGGAAGAAAACCUGAACCUCUGACCACAGGAAUAAUGUACGGUAUUAUCUCAAGGCUAACGAGAGGAAAAGUUGAUCCCUUGAUAUAGUGGUUGAACCUUAAAAAAAAAGUCACUGGUUGGCUGUGGUUGUCAAACAGUCCUGCUAAUUAUAGAACAUAAAAGACCUUCCUUUGAGGCUAGAGUAGAAGUAGUUUCUCUUAGGUUGGGUGUACUGGAAUAGAAGUAAUAGUCUUUCGAGGGGGGGGGGAACUAUUUUUCUUUCUUCAAACGUGUGGUGCAGUCAUAAGAGAGGCUAUAAAAGCCACUGCUGUCCAGUCUGCACAUAUUACAAAUAUGUACGUCUGUGUGUUGCUAAAUGCUACGUACGUGUGUUGCUACAUAAUGUACAGCAACAUUUAUAAUAGGGGUGUUUUUCUGGCCUGUAUAUUCUGCUGUUCUGUACGAAGAAUUAGGUUUUUAGUAUAGGACUGGUUCCUUUUCUAUUUGUUUUUUUGUUUUUUGUGCUGUUUUUUUUUUUUGUUUUUUUUUGUCAAACACACACUGACAGUCCGACAGGGGGACCCUAACAAAGCUGCCUUGUUUUUUUCUUUGUAUUAUCCCCCCUUCUCUCUGUCUUUUUCUCACUUUCUCCCGAAACUUUUUGACAUGAUUUAAUCCAACACACCAGCUCAGAGCAGUCACACAUACAUGGAUACUCUGAAAAUGUCAUUGGGGCUCCAUGUUGGUGUGGGGGGACUGCGGCUGUCCUCUGCCUGUCAGCACAUUUGACACAUUAUAAUGAGAUAGAGAGAGGGAGGAAGGGAAGCCGCUCUUUUUUUUCUUUUUUUUUUACACUGAAGCUGUCUAGAUGCAUUCACCCUUCUUUUCCCCUCUUGUGUCUCAUUCACACAAACACAGGACACCCUGUGCGGAUCAACCGGAAUCACAUAAGCACAUAAAGCUGCCUCUUACACAGAUGUGCGCACACACACACACACACACACACACACACACACACACACACAAGGCAAUGAGAAAAGAGAGAGAAAGAUAGAGAGACACAGGUCCAUAGCUGUCACAACAUUUGUGUGUUUCCCUGCCGCAGCUGCCAAUCAUCACCAAGAAUAAGCCAUCUGUUUCUUACCCUGAGCCAAUCAGAUCAGAGACAGAGCCCAGCAGCCAAUGGGAGAAGCAGCAACAUUUGCUGUGACUCUUUUGGCCAAGAGCUAACACCUGCGGUGAAAGCAGACCUCCACCGUUCAUCUCUUUCUUUCAAAAUCAACACACACACGCACACACGUACACAUUCAUUGGCCCUUUUUCACCUUGCUGCUCUGUCACUCCCCCCGACAUCCCCCUCUCUCCUCCCCUUCCUCCUCAUCCCAUCCAUUUUCAUCCUUAUGUCAGCCUCCCUUUCUCCUUUCUACGUUUUCUUUUCCUUUUUAAAAAAAAAAAAACAGAUGUUGCCUUAGGUAUUAUUUAUGUUACACAAACCAAAUAAACGUGAGACAUUCAUUUUUAAAAAGGUAACACAGACUGCUAAAACACGUGUUACCGAGCAGAACUGCGGCAUCUUCUGUCGCUCCUCUUUUUCCUUUUUGAAAAACAAAACAAAACAAUGAGAUUCUCUUGUUUGUUUUUGUUUUUUUUUAGAAGUGAGUGUUUAAUACGUAGGCCUUGAUAAAAGUGAUUCUGUUUAGAUAAAACAAUGUUCUUUACAUUUACCAUUUGAAUACUGGUCUGUUUUUAUUGUGAUCAUGACACUUCUCGAUGCCAGGCCUGGGAAUCAUGUAGUUUAACAAAAAUCCAUUCAGAUACAUUUUGGUGCGAUUGCUUUUGCCUUCUUGAUGUGGUUUCCAAAUCUAGCUGGGUCUGCAGUUUUUGGAGACCGUCUGAUUGUUGGGGUUGUUGGCAAGCUCAAUCAAUUGCUGCAUUUGAGUGGAUUUUCAUUUCUAAAUCCAGGUUUGGAUGAUACCUACUUAGACUGUUAUUGAGAAGUCUGUUUUUUUACUGUUGGGGAAAUUGCAAAAAUGAAGUAUAUAUACCGAAUAUCAACAUUGAGGCUAAAUACAAGAACUAAACCGUACGGAUUGGAGGAAUGUAGUUGAUUUUUUUGGACAAGGAUUAGAUCAAACCAACAAACAAAUGUAGCAAUAUCAACAACAGGUCUUGUUUUUGCCCAAUUUUGUUACACUUUUAUGCAACUUUAAUAAAAACAUACAAAAUGGA
Messenger RNA from Labrus bergylta (ballan wrasse), 3567 nucleotides. RefSeq names its product protein phosphatase 1, regulatory (inhibitor) subunit 14Bb (gene ppp1r14bb). Lineage: Eukaryota; Metazoa; Chordata; Actinopteri; Labriformes; Labridae. Gene Ontology annotation, molecular function: protein serine/threonine phosphatase inhibitor activity. Gene Ontology annotation, biological process: innate immune response; regulation of phosphorylation. Gene Ontology annotation, cellular component: cytoplasm. The record is from RefSeq and is a predicted model, not a curated record.